Adineta ricciae is the source of this 2574-nucleotide messenger RNA. Lineage: Eukaryota; Metazoa; Rotifera; Eurotatoria; Adinetida; Adinetidae. The record is from the annotation of a GenBank genome assembly.
AUGAAUGACGAUAGUCAUGAUCAAUGUACACAAUCAGAACAUUGUAAUAAAAAACAAAAAAAAGACGAAAUCGAUGUAUCAAAUACAUUGAAAAAUAAUAAACUGUGUGAUAAAGAUCGUCAAAGUCAAAUUGAAACAUUAUUAAGAACAAAAAUUUCGGAACAACGUUUUACAUUUCUUGUUAAUCUUGGAAAGGAAAUUAAAGAUGAAGAAAUCCAAACGGAUAAUUUCAUUCAUCCACAUUCAAUCGAUCCUUCUUGGUUACAAAAACAUUUAAGUGAAAUGUAUAGUGAAUAUGCAGAUAGAGAAUUAAAAAUACAAGAAAUUUUAGCAAUUCUUAAGGAAACAUCGAAUAUUCACCAAUUAGAAAAUCAACUUAUUCUCGUACUUGGUUAUGAACAAUUGGAUUUCAUCAAAACUUUAAUCAAACUCAUAAGAAAUAAUCUACAAUAUAAUCAUUUCAUGUCGAAUAACAAUUGUCGACUACCCGAUGAUUCAUAUCGUUUGCAAAAGGAUGGAUAUGAAGAAGUUCAUAUACCUGCUUUACGACCAAAAGAAUGGAAUCCAGGAGAGCCUCUUUAUCGAAUCACUAGUUUACCGAAAUAUGUACAGUCAGCAUUUGAAGGUUAUUAUAGCUUGAAUCGUAUUCAAACUCGUCUGCUUAAAGUAACAAUGGAAAGUGAUGAAAAUAUUUUACUAUUUGCUCCAAACUUUUCUGGUAAAACAAAUGUUGCUGUACUUUGUAUUUUACGUGAAAUUGGUAAACAUAUAAUGGCAGAUGGAAAAAUCAAUAUUGAUAAAUUUAAAAUAAUUUAUGUCAUAUCAAGAACAUGUGCUCUUGACAGAUUUGUUGAUAAUUUUGCAAAACGUUUCAGUUCAUAUGAACUAAAAGUAACGAAAUUAUCAAGUGAUCCUCAAUUAUCUCGAGAACAAAUCAAUAAAAAUCAAAUAAUCAUUUGUACACCUGAUCAAUGGGAUAAAAUUACUCGUAGAGGUGAUGAACGUUCAUUUAUUCAUUUAAUCCGCUUGAUUAUUUUUCAUGGAAUACAUCUUUUACAUUCUGAUUAUGGUCCAAUUCUUGAGGCAAUCAUUGCACGAACUAUUCGUACGAUUAAAACAACACGAGAAACUAUUCGUUUAGUUGGUUUAGGUGUUUCAUUAUCAAAUUAUGAAGACAUUGCUACAUUUUUAAAUAUUAAACGCGACGAUUUAUUUUAUUUUGAAAAUAAUUUUCGCGUUGCUCCACUCAAACAACAAUAUGUUGGUAUUACAGAAAAAAAAUCGAUUAAACAAUUUGAAAUUAUGAAUGAGCUCGUUUAUGAGAAGGUUAUGGAACAUGCAGGAAAAAAUCAAGUUCUCAUUUUCGUUCAUUCGGAAAAAGAAACAGUAAGAACUGCUCGAGCUAUUCGAGAUACAUGUUUAGAAAGAGGUACAAUUGGUACAUUCAUAAAAGAAAGUUCAGCGUCACAAGAACUUCUACAAACUGAAGGUGAACAAACAAACAAUUCUGAAUUAAAAGAUCUUCUUCCCUAUUCAUUUGCUGUUCUUCAUACUGGAUUGAAUCGACCUGAUCGAGCAUUAGUUGAAGAUCUUUUCUGCGAUCGACACAUUCAAGUACUUGUACAGACAAUAACAUUUAACAGAUUUAUUCAGCUUCCUGCACAUGUAGUUAUUGUUAAAGGCACGCAAGUCUAUAGUGCAAUAGAAGGUGAAUGGACAGAGUUAAAUACUCUUGAUGUUAUGGCAAUGCUUGGUUAUGCAGGUUGCUUUUGUCGUCCAUGUUAUGAUAUUCGUUCAGAAAGUAUUUUAAUAACAAAUCAUAAUCAAUUAGAUUAUUAUUUAUCAUCAAUGAACGAGCGAUUUUCAGUUGAAAGUCAAAUGAUUUCGAAAUUAAUUGAUCAUCUCAAUGCAGAAAUUGUUCUUGGUACAAUUGAAAAUCUUCAUGAAGGUGCUGAAUGGCUUUGUCAUACUUAUUUAUAUGUUCGAAUGAUAAAACAACCGGAAUUAUACGGUAUUCUCAAUACAUCUUCACUAAUCGAUAAAAAUCUUCUUCAACAACGUUUGGAUUUAAUACAUUCCGCUGCAAUUGAAUUAGAUAAAUCUCAUCUUAUUCAUUAUAAUCGUCAAAAUGGUCAUUUUCAAAUGACUGAAUAUGCUCGUAUUGCCAGUUAUUAUUAUUGUUCGCAUAAAACAAUUGCGAUAUUUAAUCAAUUAUUAAAACCUACAGUGAAUGAAAUUGAUUUAUUUCGUAUACUUUCUCUAUCAUUUGAAUUUCAACAUAUAAUUGUACGAGAAGAAGAAAAAGUUGAAUUACGAAAAUUAUUCAAAUGUGUUCGUAUAUCUGUUGGAGAAAGUAUUGAUGAAUCUAGUACAAAAAUUAAUGUUCUUUUACAAUCACAUAUUUCACAAUUACAAGUUGAUUGUUACACAUUAAUGAAAGAUAUGAUUUAUAUUGGUCAGAAUGCUGGACGACUGAUGAAAGUUAUCUGUGAAAUGAUACUUUUACGAGGUUGGGUGCAAUUAAUAGAUAAAGCAGCCAUUUUAGCGAAGAUCAUUGAUAAACGAAUGUGGUAA